AUGGCUGUAGCACAUGGCAGGAUGAGGAGUCAGCGAUUGACCGUCCUGAUGGCCUUAGUCCUGAUCGCCUGUUUCUCUAUCGUCUACCUCCGCCCCUCGAAUCUCCCGGCUCGACCUGUUGAGAUCCCCCCUCCCGAACCGAUCAGACAUCCUCAACUCCACGCAGGCCAGGGCUCCUACCCUCCCGAGAAGGUCCAUCCCAUCUCCAGAUUGAUUCACAAUGCACAACAGCAGUUUGAUCAUGUGCGGACGCGGCAGUCAAAGACCCUGGGUGAGGCCGUGCAGGAGUACAAGCGUCGCUACAAGAUGCAUCCGCCGCCUCACUUCGACAAGUGGUUCCACUUUGCCCAGUCCAAGGGUGUCGAGCUGAUAGAUGAGUUUGAUUCUAUCUACCAUUCGUUGCUACCCUUUUGGGCGCUGGAGCCGGGGUUGAUUCGCUCGCGUGCUCGCGAGACACUGGGAUUCGACAACGCGGUGAUCGGACUCUUGAUUCGCGAUGGCAAGGUGACUCUCACCGAGGGUGGCGGUGAUGGUCGCCAGUGGCAGCGCGAAGCCACGGUCGGCAUGAUGAAAGACUUUGUCCAGUACCUGCCGGACAUGGACCUGGUCUUCAACACUCACGACGAGCCCCGCGUCGUCAUCCCUGGCGAAGACCUCCAGCGAUUGGUGCAAAUAGCGACGGACAAGGCCAUUCCGGCCGCGUUCAACAGACAGAUACCGACGAAUGUAUGGUCGCCUCGCGCUCCUGAUUUGAACAAGGGUGAUCGCAUCGACGAGGUGCGCACGACUCGCUUCAAUCGUUUCGCGCACCAGCCUACCUGGACCAAUUCCCGCCAAUCUUGCCCGGUCGAUAGCCCUGCACGAUCCUUGUCGGAUGAUCCCCCGGAUAAUGUCGACCCAUACGCGUAUGGCGAGUUGGGCUUCAUCUACAAUACCACCGCUUUCUCGGAUAUCUGCAACACCCCCUCCCUCCGCUACACCUAUGGAUUUUUUGACCGACCAAACGCUUUCGAUGUCGUUCAUGACCUAUUCCCCGUCUUUUCGCAGAGCAAGGUCUCUAGUUUCCAAGACAUUCUCUACCCUAGCCCGUGGUACUGGGUCGACAAGGUGCCGUACGACCACCGCAAGGAUUAUGCCUGGGAGGCUAAGUCCAACCGCAUGUAUUGGCGUGGGUCCACAACUGGUGGUUUCUCGCGUGCAGGCGGCUGGCGUCGACAACACCGACAGCAGUUUGUCGACAAUGUGAACUCCCUGGGUCAGACCAAAAUCCUUGUGAGACAGCCAGACGACUCAUGGGCUUCGCAAGAGGUCAAUCAAGAGGAGUAUCGCCAGCAAUUCGAUGUGAAGUUCACCUUCAUUGGGCAAUGUGAUCCCGAUGACUGCCACGCCCAGGAAGAGUACUUUGAAGUGGUCAAGCCUGCUGGACAGCAAGAUGCCUGGGCUCACAAGUACCUAGUUGACAUUGAUGGCAAUGCCUUCAGUGGCCGAUUCUACGCGUUUUUGCUGAGCAACAGCUUCGUCUUUAAGAUGGCCCUCUUCCGCGAAUGGCAUGACGAGUGGCUAAAGCCUUGGGUGCACUAUGUGCCGCUCAGCCUUAAAGGCAACGAGUACACCGAGAGCAUGCGGUACUUCGUGUCUGAGGAGGAGGGUAAGAAGGCGGCCCCUCAGAUUGCUGCCCAGGGACAGGACUGGGCGCAGAGGGUGCUGCGUAAUGAAGACAUGGAGGUCUGGUUCUUCCGUCUACUCCUGGAGUGA
This is a messenger RNA of Penicillium maclennaniae, 1755 nucleotides long. RefSeq names its product putative capsule-associated protein CAP1. The transcript has a single exon. The coding region runs from base 1 to 1755 and encodes 584 amino acids. The record is from RefSeq and is a predicted model, not a curated record. NCBI's taxonomy places the organism in Eukaryota, Fungi, Ascomycota, Eurotiomycetes, Eurotiales, Aspergillaceae.